AUGCCCACGCCAAGUAUUGAAAAACGGCGUGUACCACCAGAUCGACCGACGAGUAGUAGUUGGGUUCGAAAUAACUUUAUCGUUGGUGGCGUGCUUGGCUCAGGUACAUUUGGCAAUGUGUACGAAAUAAAAUGUCGUCGUGAGCCUGGUACAUCGUAUGCGAUGAAGGAGUUGUCAAGAAACAAUUUACCUAAAUUUAUUGCCAUGGAGUUACGAAUUUUGCAACGUUUUGGUGGUGUUCACAAUAUUAUGAGGAUUCAUGCGGCUCAUCGAGAACGUGAUCGAGUUUUCAUUGUUAUGGAUUACUUCGAGCAUACUCCUACUAAAGAAAUCAUGGCUUCUGUAACAGUAUCAGAAAUUCUAGAUUACAUGAAGAAUUUAUUGGAUGCAUUGAGGUAUCUACAUGGGAAAGGCAUCAUUCAUCGGGAUGUUAAGCCGUCUAAUUUCCUUUACAAUCGACCUAAGCAUAAAUAUUGUUUAAUUGAUUUUGGUCUCUGUGAAGAAAUAUCCGAUAGUCAACCACUACGACAGCAUGUGAAAAGUCAUCACGGCACAGGAGAACGAAAUGCCUUAAAAAGUCUCAAAGUAUCGGAUCAAAAUCUUAAGAUUUGCGAAAGAAGUAGAGCAAGAAAAAGGAUUAAGCGGAAAGGAUGUGAAUGUCACGGUUUUCCACGCGUGUGUGAUAUAUGCACCAAGCGGCCUCGACUUCAUGUUAAUAAAGCUGGAACACCGGGUUUUCGAGCCCCGGAAGUGCUACUUAAAUAUCGGCAGCAGACCUCUUUGGUCGAUAUUUGGUCAGCUGGUAUUACAUUUUUGUCUUUGCUUUGCCAUAGGCAUCCUGUGAUGCGACCAAAUGAUGACUAUGAAGCAAUCGGGCAAAUGGCUAUUAUUUUCGGUUCAGAGCCAAUCGAACAACUUGCGCGGAAGAACAAUUCAAUCUUGUUAGCUAGCUGGAAUUUUCCUGGUUUUGAUAUGGUCAAAUUUGUGUAUGCCAUACGGAACGAAGAAAUACCACAACAGAGUAAAUACUGCGAUACUUGUAGAAAUCUUUUUUUCGGUAAUUACGGUGCAAAAUGCUUGUGUCGUGUGUCUGAAGAACAUUCUCUGAGGCAACUUGCUCCUGAUGAACGUCAAGUAUUUGAAAUAUUGAAAAGGUGUCUUAUCGUUGACCCAGAUGUACGAUACACUGCUGAAAUGCUUUCAGCAUCUUUCUCUUAA
Messenger RNA from Cercopithifilaria johnstoni, 1218 nucleotides. The record is from the annotation of a GenBank genome assembly. NCBI's taxonomy places the organism in Eukaryota, Metazoa, Nematoda, Chromadorea, Rhabditida, Onchocercidae.